AUGUCUGGUUAUCCUCCAUCGAGUCAAGGUUACGGUUACGGCGGAAAUCCACCACCGCCUCAGCCUUACGGAUCAUCCGGCAGUAAUCCUUCACCGUAUGGAUCCACCGGUAACAAUCCUCCACCGUACGGAUCCUCAGCUGCUUCACCGUACGCUGUUCCGUACGGAUCGCAGCCUCCACCGUCCUCCGCACCUUACGGUGCACCACCGUCUGCUCCGUACGCGUCUUCUCCAGGAGACUACAAGCCACAUAAAGACAACAAACCUCACGCUGCUUACGGAUCUCCCGGUGGUUACGGUGCUCAUCCACCGUCUGGAUCUUCGGAGUACGGUGGUUACGGAUCGCAGUCGGGACACGGAGGUUACGGAGCUCCUCCUCCUCCUCAUACUCAGGGUUCUUUUGGAAGCCCGUUUGCGUCUCUUGUACCGUCGGCGUUUCCUCCCGGUACGGAUCCGAACAUCGUGGCUUGCUUCCAGGCCGCGGAUCGGGACGGUAGUGGUUUCAUCGACGACAAGGAGCUUCAAGGGGCUCUCUCUUCGUACAAUCAGAGUUUCAGCUUAAGAACUGUUCACCUACUUAUGUACCUCUUCACCAACAGCAACGUCAGGAAGAUCGGACCAAAAGAGUUUACUUCUCUUUUCUUUAGUCUUCAGAGUUGGAGGUCCAUCUUUGAGAGGUUUGAUAAGGACAGAAGCGGCAGGAUAGAUACAAACGAGCUGAGAGAUGCACUUUUGAGCCUUGGAUUCUCAGUUUCUCCUGUGGUUUUGGAUCUGCUCGUUUCAAAAUACGACAAAACCGGAGGCAGGAAUCGGGCUAUCGAAUAUGACAAUUUCAUCGAGUGCUGUUUGACUGUAAAGGGGCUGACUGAGAAGUUUAAGGAGAAGGAUACGGCGUUAUCAGGAUCAGCUACUUUCAAUUACGAGAACUUCAUGCUCACUGUUCUACCAUUCCUCGUUGCUUAA
Arabis nemorensis is the source of this 963-nucleotide messenger RNA. The record is from the annotation of a GenBank genome assembly. NCBI's taxonomy places the organism in Eukaryota, Viridiplantae, Streptophyta, Magnoliopsida, Brassicales, Brassicaceae.